GCAGCCUUCCAGAAGUGAGAUCGCUCACAGUGGACUCUGAAACAUGGAUUCAGACACAUUGCAAGCUUUCCAGAAGGAACUAACCUGCUCCGUCUGUAUGAACUACUUCAUAGACCCCGUCACCAUAGACUGUGGGCACAGCUUUUGCCGUCCCUGCCUGUACCUCUGCUGGGAGGAAGACCAGACUCCAAAGAGCUGCCCUGAGUGCAGGGGACUAUCAGAGAAGCCAGAUUUCAAAACCAAUAUUGUACUCAAGAGUCUGGCUUCCCUCGCCAGACAGGACGCAGCUAAACAAUCCAACAGCUCGGAGGUGCAGAUCUGCGUGACACACAAAGAAGCCAAAGGACUCUUCUGUGAGGUUGACAAGACCCUGCUCUGUGGCCCCUGCUCUGCGUCCCCAGAGCAUGCAGCUCACGGCCACAGUCCAGUACAAUGGGCUGCUGAGGAAUACCGGGAGAAACUUCUGAAGAGAAUGGGCUCUUUAAGGAAAAUGGCACAAGAAAUGCAAAACAGUCUGAAUCAAGAAGCUAACAAAACUCAGUCGUUAGAGAACUAUGCGGCCGUAAGGAAGGUGAUGAUCAAAGUUCAGUAUCAGAGGAUCCACCUGUUUCUCCGGGAAGAGGAGCAACUCCAUCUGGAGGCACUGGAGAAAGAAGCGAAGGAGACUCUCCAGCAACUCAGGGAGAGUGAAUUCAGAAUGACUCAACAGAAAGAGAGUCUGAAAGAAAUGUACAGAGAGCUGACUGAGAUGUGCCACAAGUCAGACAUGGAGCUGCUCCAGGUGAGAAGGGAGGCUCCAUCCAGGACUGAUUUCAUACAGAUGCAAAAGCCUCAGCCAAUGAACCCAGAGCUCACUUCCUGGCCUGUCACUGGAAUCCUAGACAUGCUGAACAACUUCAGAGUGGAUAAUGUUCUGAGUCAGAAAAUGACCAUUCACAAUGUGAGCCUUUCUGAGGAUGGUACAAGUGUGACGUUUGGAGGUGACCACGGCGUGUCCAGACAGCCCCAGAUUGUGGAGAGAUUUGUGGCCUGGGGAGCUGUGGCCUUCACCUCUGGGAGGCAUUACUGGGAGGUGGAUGUGACACACUCCUCGAACUGGAUUCUGGGAGUCUGUAAAGAUAUCUUGACGAGUGAUACUGAUAUCAUUAUUGAUUCUGAAGAAGCAUUUUUUCUAUUUUCUAUGAAAGUGAACAAUCAUUAUAGUUUGUCCACAAACUCCCCACCCUUAAUUCAGUAUGUGCAAAGGCCUUUGGGUAGGAUCGGAGUGUUUCUGGAUUAUGACAAUGGAAUUGUGAGCUUCUAUGAUGUUUGCAGAGGUUCCCUCAUAUAUAGUUUCCUUCCUUCCUCCUUCUCCUCCCCUCUGAUGCCUUUCCUUUGCCUUAGAUCUCCAUGA
This is a messenger RNA of Eubalaena glacialis (North Atlantic right whale), 1393 nucleotides long. RefSeq names its product tripartite motif-containing protein 64-like. The record is from RefSeq and is a predicted model, not a curated record. The transcript is spliced from 6 exons. NCBI's taxonomy places the organism in Eukaryota, Metazoa, Chordata, Mammalia, Artiodactyla, Balaenidae. The coding region runs from base 44 to 1393 and encodes 449 amino acids. Gene Ontology annotation, molecular function: protein binding; zinc ion binding.